GAGUCUGAGGACUCGUGAGGACUGAGUGGAUGUCUGUGGGGAGGCGCUGGUUUGUACUCUGUCACCUGAACGCCAGCAGGACAGACAGCAGGACUGAGAUGCUGCUGGUGAGCUUCAGUCAGAUGUGUCCAGAAAAGUGGGUGAGCUCUGCGAUGGAGGACAGCUCCGAGAAAAAUCCAGCAACUUCUGAAGCUCCAGGAGAUGUAGAACAAGCUUUGCUGCCAGUUUGCAGUGCUGCAGGUUUGAAGCCGCUGGGGAACAGCUGUCUCUGGAGAACCGGAGUGACGGUGCUCAUCAUCGGAGCGGCGCUCAUCCUGCUCGGAGCCGCCGGAGCUUUCCACCUCUGGAAGAACGACGGGAAACAACAGGUGAUCAGUCUUCACUACAGUAUUAGAAUCAAUGGAAAACCAGCAGAUGCUUCAAUGGAAAUCGACUCUAAGAACAACCUGGAGAAAACACGGACAGGCAGUGAGGACGGAGAGGCAGUGGAGGUUCACGAUUUUAAAGCAGGAAUCACCGCAGUCUGGUUUACAGGAGAACACAAGUGUUACAUCAGAUCUCAAACUAGAGAUAAACUGCCUGAGCUGGAGACGCUGGGAGAGCGGGACUCUGUAACCUUAGAGCUGGACGAGAUGUUGCCGCAGAAACCGGAUGAAGAUCCUGUGGUCUGGGUAGCAUCUCAGGAACCAGUUAAAGACAAGCAAUUCCUGAGCCCCCAGAUCCUGAAGCAGUGCAGAGAUCUUCCAGUUUACUGGCUUCAUCCGACUCACCCAAAGACAGGAAGGAAGAGGCGUCAGAUUGAAGUGGAGGAGUUUGAUGAGAGAGAAGCGAAUGUGAAGAACGAUACUGGAAGCCCAGGUCCAGGGGAGGAGAACCUGGAAUCAGGAUCUGCAGGAUCUGCAUAUAAUCCUGAAAAUCCUUAUCAUAGGAAGCAGGAUAGUGAGGUGGGAAACAUGGUGUUCGACGCCCUCCUGGAUCACCGUGGAAUCUGCUGUAGUGAAUGCCAGCGUGGGCACACUCACUGUGAGCGUAUCUGUGAGCCGCUGGGUGGUUACUGGCCGUGGCCCUAUAACUACCGGGGCUGCCGCGUGGCCUGCAGACUCAUAAUGCCCUGCCGCUGGUGGGCCGCCCGCAUGCUGGGGCUCGUCUAGACCUCCAAAACUACUCACAACUACUCACAACUACUCAAAACUACUCACAACUACUCAAAACUACUCACAACUACUCACAAAUGCAUAUCACUGCUCUCCAAUUAAACAUGUGUGUAGCAUUCUCUAUUGUUUGAGCCAAUACAGUGUCUUUAAAAGUAUGUAUACCCUUUGAUUUUUCUAUUUAUAGGUUUAUGUUUGAGUAAAAUGAUCAUUGUUGUUUUAUUCUAUAAACUACAGACAACAUUUCUCCCAAAUUCCAAAUAAAAAUAUUGUCACUUAGAGCAUUUAUCUGCAGAAAAUGAGAAAAAGAUGCAGAGCUUUCAGACCUCAAAUAAUGCAAAAAAAAAACAAGUUCAUAUUCAUAAAGUAAUUUUAAGAGUCCAGAAAUCAAUAUUUGGUGGAAUAACCCUGGUUGGUUUCUAAUCACAGUUUUAAACUUGCAUCUUGGCAUCAUGUUCUCCUCCACCAGUCUUACACACUGCUUUUGGAUAAGUUAUGCUGCUUCACUCCUGGUGCAAAAACAAGCAAGUGGCAAACUUUACAAAUAUUGAGCUUCUUUGAUUUACAACAUUGAAAACCUCUGGAAUAUAAUCAAGAGGAAGAUGGAUGAUCACAAGCCAUCAAAAAUGAACUGCUGGAAUUUUUGCACCAGGAGUAAAGGCAUAAAGUUAUCCAAAAGUAGUGUGUAAGACUGGUGGAGGAGGACAUGAUGCCAAGAUGCAUGAAACGAACAAGGGAUUAAAAACAAGGGUUUUGCAUAACUUUGUGCCUUCAAUCCUGGUGCAAAAACAAGAAAGUAUCAAAUUUACAAAUGUUAAGUAAUGACUGGAACUGUCUUUUUAACUGUUUUUAUAUUAUUAAAUUAAAGGUAUU
Molecule: messenger RNA, 2024 nt
Organism: Astyanax mexicanus (Mexican tetra)
Lineage: Eukaryota; Metazoa; Chordata; Actinopteri; Characiformes; Acestrorhamphidae
Gene: cnmd
Product: chondromodulin
Exons: 7
Coding region: 30-1151 (373 amino acids)
Biological process (GO): negative regulation of endothelial cell proliferation; negative regulation of angiogenesis
Source: RefSeq, a predicted model, not a curated record